CUACAAACUACAAACUAUCUUGGUUUUUGCAUAGUUUAUUGGUUCAAGGAGAAGUAGAUUGCUUCUCAGAAUCUUAUUCCUUCACAUGGCGACUGUAGCGUCUCUCAAAUAUCCGCAUGAGAGUCUUAAGUUCAGUCCACAAAUAUUAGUAAUCAUAAACUUGAAUAAUUCUUCUAGUAGCACAAGUCUCAUGAAGCUAGUAGGGUAUGACUAUUUUCAUCAUUUUCUUUAAUUGGCGUGCUAGCUAGGAAAUUAAGCAAAUCCAUCAUCCUCUCCAUCAGUAGCGAAUUCGUCACCCUUUCAUGGCUAAACGACCUUCCACGGUAGAAGUUGUUGCUCGCUACCAUGUUUCUCCACCACCAAAUUCAGCCCCACCAACCUCUCUUCCUCUAACUUUCUUCGACAUACCUUGGCUUUGCUUCUCUGCAAGCCAACCUCUCUUCUUCUACAAGUAUCCUUUCCCUACUAAUCACUUUUUAUCCACCACUCUUCCGACACUCGUACACUCCCUCUCCCUCACGCUACAACACUUCUUCGCUUUGGCUGGCAGCCUCGUGUGGCCACCGGAUUCAUUCAAACCUCUAAUUGUUUACAAUGAAGGUAACCACGUCCCCUUGGUUGUUGCUGAAUCUGACGGAGAUUUCUUUCACUUCUCUGGAAAUCAUCAGCGAUGUGUUAACGAGUUUUAUCCACUACUUCCCCAGUUGCCAAGCAGGGCAUCAGGAAGCAAACACGAAAUCCCCUUACUUGCCGCACAAAUCACCAUUUUCUCUAAUUCUGGCAUAUGCAUAGGAUUUGCAUACCAUCAUGUGGUUGCUGAUGGCAGGACCUUCAACAGCUUCAUCAAGACAUGGGCAUCGCUUUUCAGAGACCCUUCUUUCUUAAUCAAGUCACUGCCCUUUUAUGACCGGACGGUCGUUAAAGAUACUCGCGGGCUUGAAUCGAUUUUCUUGAACGAUUGGAGCAACCGAAAAUCUUCUCAAGAGACGGCCAUAGGUGUUGUCACUCGGGUGACUAAUUUGUCUGACUCUGACAUGGUUCGAGCCACUUUCCUUAUGUGCCCUGGUGAUAUGGAGACGAUUAAACAAUGGAUUGUUACUCAAUGUAAGCUGAAGAACAAGGCCCAACCUCCCUAUUUAACCCCUUCUAAUUUAACUUGUGCUUUUGUUUGGGUUUGUUUGAUAAAAGCACAAGAGAAAGUUAAUGGGAAAUUAUUUGGUAAGAAUCCAAGUUACUUCGGCUUCAAUGCGGGUGGUAUUACCCGGUUAGACUAUCCUGUACCAACUACUUAUUUUGGUAACUGCAUCGGCUUUGCUCGAACAAUGGCGAUUCAACGUGAGCUUUGCGGAGAGGAUGGCAUUGUCGUUGCAGCAAAUAUGAUCGGAAACAGAGUCAAGGAAUUGGACGACGGAGUUCUUGCGGGGGCAGAAACUUGGAUAUCAGAUUGGGCGGUGUUUUAUGAAUCAGAGUCCCAUGUUAUGGUUACCGGGUCCCCGAAACUGGAUUUCUAUGACACUGAUUUCGGGUGGGGGAGGCCUAAGAAAAUAGAGGAAAUUUCAAUUGAUAAUGCCAAUGCCAUUUCGUUCACCGAAAGCAGAGAUGUGAAAGGCGGUGUUGAGUGUUUCGGGUGUUUGCUCAAAGAGAUACAGAUAAAUCUUCUGACAAUGGCUGCUUCCAAAGCAUUCGCUGCCGUUCUUGUGAUUGCAAUGUUAUCUGCCAUUGCUUCAGCUCAAGAUUUUGGGGCUGCAUCAGCACCAUCCCCAUCCAUGGACAAGGGAGCCGCCUAUUCCCUUGGGAUGUCUGGGGCUGUCAUAUGCUCCUCUCUCUUGUUGUCUGCGCUUGCUCUUUUGAGGCAGUAAUUACAUAAUUAAAGCAUGGAACUGUAUCUGCUUUCUCCUCAGGCCGGCCAGGGCUGAGGGCAUUGGGUUUGUUUAUAUGUUUUUGGUGGAUGGGAUUCGUACACACAUUUUUUUGAUUGGGAGUUGAGAGCUUCUUUUUGAUGAGUUGGGGAUUUGUUUUCCAUCUACCUCAUUUAUUUAGACAGUAGAAGAAUAAAGAGAUCCUCAUCAUGGAUAACAUAUGUAUUGUUAUUGUUUUUGGUGAUUUAUGUACGUACACACAUUUGUAUUACUUACAGUUACAGAGAUCAUAUUAUUAAUUGGUUAUUAUAAUUUCUAGCGGUA
Molecule: messenger RNA, 2183 nt
Organism: Theobroma umbraticum
Lineage: Eukaryota; Viridiplantae; Streptophyta; Magnoliopsida; Malvales; Malvaceae
Product: phenolic glucoside malonyltransferase 1-like
Source: RefSeq, a predicted model, not a curated record